This is a messenger RNA of Engraulis encrasicolus (European anchovy), 4863 nucleotides long. RefSeq lists its product as uncharacterized. Bases 1 to 4863 code for a protein of 1620 amino acids. The record is from RefSeq and is a predicted model, not a curated record. The transcript is spliced from 3 exons. Gene Ontology annotation, molecular function: calcium ion binding. Gene Ontology annotation, biological process: homophilic cell-cell adhesion. Gene Ontology annotation, cellular component: plasma membrane. Lineage: Eukaryota; Metazoa; Chordata; Actinopteri; Clupeiformes; Engraulidae.
AUGGGGGAGCUACGGUGGUGCCUAUUUGGCAUCGUCUUAUUGUUCUUUUGCAAAGGGAGCGGUGCCCAAAUUAGGUACUCAAUUUCAGAAGAGCAGAAAGACGGAGCAGUUGUGGGAAACGUUGCAAAGGAUUUGGGGAUCGAUCCACGAGUUUUGAGGGAGCGAGGAUUCCGUAUCGUGAGCUCAGGAGGAGAAUCACUUUUCCGGGUGAAUCAAAACGAUGGCGUGCUGCACGUGAAUGGUAAAAUCGACAGAGAGGAGGUCUGCGAUAAAAGCAGCGCGUGUGUGAUAAACCUCAAACUGGUACUGGAGAAUCCUCUGGAAAUACACUACAUUGCGGUGGAGAUAUUGGAUAUCAAUGAUCACACUCCUAAUUUCACUGAAAAAGUAAAGAAGCUCGAAAUAUCUGAGUCAGCUUUGCCUGGAGUGCGGUUUCAACUACAACCUGCUCAGGACUCAGAUGCAGGCACGAAUUCUGUGCAGCAGUACCGGCUGAGCCAGAAUGAGCAUUUCAGAAUUGAGGUAAAAGAUCGUGCUGCUCAUGGCAAAAUUCCAUUCAUAGUUUUACAAAAGCAAUUAGACAGGGAGUCCAUCCCAAAUCAUAAGUUAAUAAUAACCGCCAAUGAUGGUGGAAAGCCAUCCAAGACAGGGACAAUGCAGGUAAAUGUUGAUGUUUUAGACGUUAAUGACAACACCCCAGUUUUCACUAAAGAAGAGUACUCUGCCUUCCUCAAUGAAAAUUCACCAGUUGGCACCACAGUUAUGCGCGUAAACGCAACAGAUGCAGAUUAUGGUUCAAAUGGAGAGGUGUUUUACGCAUUUAGUAAUGACGUUAAUAGCAAAUUUCUGGAACUCUUUGACAUCGAUAGUACUACUGGUGAUUUGACCGUAAAAGGACAGAUCAAUUUCGAAGAAAAUGAUGUAUAUGAAAUUGACAUACAGGCAUCAGAUAAGGGUCUCGCUCCUUUGACAACAGAUAAGAACAUACUAAUAAAAAUUGUGGACAUAAAUGAUAAUGCGCCAGAGAUCGAAGUAACAUCAUUUUCUAGUGCUGUCCCCGAGGAUGCCAGAAUAGGAACUACUGUUGCUUUGAUUAGUGUAAAUGAUGCUGAUUCUGGCACUAAUGGAAAGGUAGUAUGUUCAUUGGCAGAAGAUUUGCCCUUCAAAUUAACCCCAUCUUUACAGGAUAAUGUGUAUUCCCUAGUCACAAAAUCCCCCUUAGACAGAGAGAGUACAUCUCACUAUGAUAUUACAUUACUUGCAAAAGACGAGGGGGAACCUGCAUUGAUAUCAGAGAAAACAAUUACGGUUUUAGUGUCCGAUGUGAAUGACAACAGUCCUGAGUUUCCAGUACCCUCUUACACCUUUUACGUGAAGGAAAACAAUGUUCCAGGGGAGCCUGUAUUUUCUGUGUCUGCCUUUGACAAGGACACAGGUGACAAUGCACUGGUCACUUAUCAGAUUUGCAGAGACUGUGGGGACAACCCAUUCGUGUCAUACCUAAAUAUCAAUUCGGAAAAUGGUAAAGUUUACGCACUUAAAAGUUUCGACUUUGAGACUAUGAAAACGUUUCACUUUCACGUGCUAGCCACAGAUGGUGGAACUCCCCCUCUAACCAGCAACGUCACGGUAAACGUCUUUAUUCUGGAUGAAAAUGACAACGCCCCCAAAAUACUGUUUCCUAUGAACUCUAAUGGUUCCGCUGAAGGAGUAGAGGAACUUCCUAGGAAUGUAAACCCAGCGCACCUGGUGACCAAAGUGAGGGCCUAUGACGCAGACGUGGGCUACAACGGGUGGCUACUCUUUUCAUUGCAAGAAGUGACUGACCACACUCUAUUCAGUUUGGACCGUUACACGGGACAAUUACGCACCAUGAGGUCAUUCACAGAAACGGACGAAGCCGAACAUAAACUAGUCAUAAUAGUCAAAGACAACGGAAACAUAUCGCUCUCGGCAACAGCAACAGUUGGGAUAAAACUUGUAGAGCCCAAGGAAGCUUUUGCGGCAUCUGACAGCAAGAGCGUUGCGCAGGGUGAAGAUGAAAAUAGUAUCACGUUUUACCUGAUUAUCACCCUGGGAGCGGUAUCUGUGCUCUUCCUUGUCAGUAUAAUAGUGCUGGUCGUCAUGCAGUGCUCCAAACAGAAAGAUUAUUCAUCAAAGUAUUUGCAGGACGCAGCCUAUGACGGGACAUUGUGCCACAGCAUUCAGUACAGAUCUGGGGAUAAACGGUACAUGCUAGUUGGACCUAGAAUGAGCAUCGGUUCUACGAUAGCACCUGGCAGCAACGCCAACACACUUGUGGUUCCGGACAGGAGAAGUCGGACAUCUAUAGAGUUUGACUGUGCCGACGCGGGUGUUUGCCGCUUGCGUUUAACGGAUAUGGAACAAAGAGGACGUGGAGUGAUGGGGGAGCUACGGUGGUGCCUAUUUGGCAUCGUCUUAUUGUUCUUUUGCAAAGGGAGCGGUGCCCAAAUUAGGUACUCAAUUUCAGAAGAGCAGAAAGACGGAGCAGUUGUGGGAAACGUAGCAAAGGAUUUGGGAAUUGAUCCAAGAGUUUUAAGGGAGCGAGGAUAUCGUAUCGUGAGCUCUGGAGGAGAAUCACUUUUCCGGGUGAAUCAAAACGAUGGCGUGCUGCACGUGAAUGGUAAAAUCGACAGAGAGGAGGUCUGCGAUAAAAGCAGCGCGUGUGUGAUAAACCUCAAAAUGGUACUGGAGAAUCCUCUGGAAAUACACUACAUUGCGGUAGAGAUAUUGGAUAUCAACGAUCAUACUCCUAGUUUCACUGAAAAGAUGAGAAAGUUAGAAAUUUCAGAGUCUGCUUUACCUGGCGCUCGGUUUCAGCUACAGCCAGCUCAAGACGCAGAUGCAGGCACGAAUUCUGUGCAGCAGUACAGGCUUAGCCAGAACGAGCACUUCCGAAUUGAGAUAAAAGAUCGUGCUGCUCAAGGUAAAAUUCCUUUUAUAGUUUUGCAAAAACAAUUAGACAGGGAGUCCACCCCAAAUCACAAGUUGAUACUUACAGCAAGUGACGGGGGGAAACCGUCCAAGACAGGAACAAUGGAGAUAAAUGUCGAUGUGUUGGACAUUAAUGAUAACUCGCCAGUGUUCACUAAAGAUGCCUAUUCUGCUUCUCUUAAUGAAAACUCGCCAGUUGGCACCACAGUGAUGCGCGUAAAUGCGACUGAUUUGGAUAGCGGUGCCAAUGCGGAGGUGUUUUACGCAUUCAGUAACGACGUUAGUAGUAAAAUUCGAGACACUUUUCACAUUGAUGCCAUUACUGGAGAUAUAAUUGUUAAAGGACAGAUCAAUUUCGAAGAAAAUGAUGUAUAUGAAAUUGACAUACAGGCAUCAGAUAAGGGUCUCGCUCCUUUGACAACAGUCAAAAGUGUACUAAUCAAAAUAGUUGACAUAAAUGAUAAUACGCCAGAGAUAGAGGUGACAUCCUUUUCCAGCGCUGUUCCAGAGGAUGCCAGAAUAGGAACUACUGUUGCUUUGAUUAGUGUAACUGAUGCAGAUUCUGGAAUCAAUGGAAAGGUAGUCUGUUCAUUGCCAGAUACCAUGCCAUUCAAAUUAACCCCAUCUUUACAGGAUAAUGUGUAUUCCUUAGUUACAAAAUCCCCCUUAGACAGAGAGAGUACAUCUCACUAUGAUAUUACAUUACUUACAAAAGACGAGGGAAACCCUGCAUUGACAUCAGAGAAAACGAUUACAGUCUUAGUGUCAGAUGUGAAUGACAACAGUCCUGAGUUUCCAGUAUCUUCUUACACGUUUUACGUGAAGGAAAACAAUGUGCCAGGGGAGCCUAUAUUUUCUGUAGCUGCAUCCGACAAGGACACAGGUGACAAUGCACUGGUCACUUAUCAGAUUUGCAGAGACUGUGGGGACAACCCAUUCGUGUCAUAUCUAAAUAUAAAUUCGGAAAAUGGUAAAGUUUACGCACUUAAAAGUUUCGACUUUGAGAGUAUGAAAACAUUUCACUUUCACGUGCUGGCCACAGAUGGUGGAACUCCCUCUCUAACCAGCAACGUCACGGUAAACAUCUUUAUUCUGGAUGAAAAUGACAACGCUCCAAAGAUACUGUUUCCAAUGAACUCUAAUGGUUCCGCUGAAGGUGUAGAGGAACUUCCUAGGAAUGUAAACCCUGCGCACCUGGUAACCAAAGUGAGGGCCUAUGACGCAGACGUGGGCUACAACGGGUGGUUACUCUUUUCACUGCAAGAAGUGACUGACCACACCCUUUUUAGUUUGGACCGUUACACAGGACAAUUACGCACCAUGAGAUCAUUUACAGAAACGGACGAGGCCGAACAUAAACUAAUCAUAAUAGUCAAAGACAACGGAAACAUAUCGCUCUCGGCAACAGCAACAGUUGGGAUAAAACUUGUAGAGCCCAAGGAAGCUUUUGCGGCAUCUGACAGCAAGAGCGUUGCGCAGGGUGAGGAUGAAACUAGUAUCACGUUUUACCUGAUCAUCACCCUGGGAGCGGUAUCUGUGCUCUUCCUCGUCAGCAUAAUAGUGCUGGUCGUCAUGCAGUGCUCCAAACAGAAAGAUUAUUCAUCAAAGUAUUUACAAGACGCAGCCUAUGACGGGACAUUGUGCCACAGUAUUCAGUACAGAUCUGGGGACAAGCGGUACAUGCUAGUUGGACCUAGAAUGAGCAUCGGUUCUACGAUAGCACCUGGCAGCAACGCCAACACACUUGUGGUUCCGGACAGGAGAAGUCGGACUUCUAUAGAGGUAAGCACAAUGUCUUUUCUAUCUACCAGGGCCCCUAAAUAUAGCAUAUGGGGGACUUUGGUUCCAACUCACAACCAACUGGGAGGGAUGAAGCUGUGUAUUUGCAAACUGCACCACAGUACUUGA